Messenger RNA from Papaver somniferum (opium poppy), 1074 nucleotides. RefSeq names its product nonsense-mediated mRNA decay protein 2-like. Bases 95 to 970 code for a protein of 291 amino acids. Lineage: Eukaryota; Viridiplantae; Streptophyta; Magnoliopsida; Ranunculales; Papaveraceae. The record is from RefSeq and is a predicted model, not a curated record. The transcript is spliced from 4 exons.
UUGAAUUUUCAAAACGCUCCAACAGAAAGAGAGAGAUACUAAUUUUCUAGGGUUUCAAAAUUUUCAAUCAAUUAACAACAAACUCUAUAACAACAUGAUUAUGCUUCUAAUGAAAAAAUUAGAGAAACUUCGAUCAUUAUCAGGAUCAAUUUCUAGAAGUACUGUAAGAAAAACAGUACGAUCUUCUUCUUCUUCUUCGGAUUCUGUUUCUUUAGGAGUCUUUUCCCUACUGGUUGGUGCGUCUUUAGGACAAUUCGCCAUUCGGAAAAUACAGUCAGCUUUUACUACAAAAAUGGCACGUACUAAGGCGGAAUCGGAGAAAAGUAUGGCUCCAAUCAAAAGGGUCGUUUGUGAUGAUGAUGAUGAUGAUGAUGAUGCUGGUAACCGUGGUUCUGGUCGAGGUGAUGGUGGUGGUGGUAGGGAGGAUUUGGAGAUUGAGGAGGAGGAUGGACGCAAUGAUGAUGAUGAGGAGGAUGAUGAAAAUGGUGGUGGUAGUGGUGAUAAGGAUGAUGAUGAUGAUCGUAAUGAUGCUGGUGAUAAGGAGGAUGAAGAGGAUGAUUCUACCAUUCUUAAGCUUGUGAGGGAACGAAUGAAUCUUUUUGCAAACGCACUGUGUUGCUCGGGCGACAAAGGGGAAGUGUUCGAUCCUGGCAAACAACGUUGGUACGCUGAUUACUACAGACACGUUGAAAAUCCCAAUGCAAAGAAAAUGUUUGUUGAGCUGGCUAAGGAAGGUAAGAGGACCAAGAAAACACGUAGCCAACUAGGAGAAGAAUGUGUUGAACAGGGACAAGGUAGCCAUCAUCCUCUUGAUGAACAAGGAAGUAGAGAAGAUGGUGGUUCCCCAGGGGGAUGUGCAAUCAGGGUCUUAAUAGAAGAUGGAAAGUUAGCCGAUCAGGGAGGUACUAGGAGUUGUUGUCGAAAUGAACUUAUGUUUUAUAUUACUUUUGACUUGAACUUAUGUUUCUGAACUUUUCUUAGAUGCAACUAUGUUGUCCAUUAGAUACUUGGGGUUUGGUUUGGAUGGUUUGUUGAAAUUAUUUUGCUUUCCUAAGAUUUUAGAACGUUGUUUAG